AUGCACCAGGCGCAUCAUGAUACUCAGCUACAGAACAUUCGAAAUAUUGGUAUUAUUGCUCAUGUUGAUGCUGGCAAAACAACUACCACAGAGCGAAUGCUCUACUAUAGUGGUGUCACGCAACGUGUUGGAGAUGUCGAUUCUGGAAAUACUGUGACAGACUUUCUGGAUUUGGAGAGAGAACGAGGUAUCACCAUUCAAUCAGCAGCCAUCACAUUCAAAUGGCCGCUUCAUCAAUCACUCGCCCCAGGAGAACACGCAAAGACAAUCAAUCUUAUCGAUACUCCCGGUCAUCAAGACUUUCGUUUCGAGGUUGAUCGCUGUCUUCCUAUUCUCGACGGAGCAGUCUGUAUCAUCGACUCAGUCAAAGGCGUUGAAGCGCAUACAGAAAGAGUAUGGGGCUCUGCUCACGAGUUCAAAGUCCCACGUAUUGUAUACUGCAACAAACUCGACCGAGAAGGCGCCUCUUUCAAAAAGGCUGUUCUUGAGAUCGGUUCGCGUCUCAAAGGUUGGCCGCUGGUCUGCCAGAUUCCUUGGUGGGAGAAGGAGGAUUUUGUUGGUGUAAUUGAUAUCGUCAACAGAGUGGGCUAUCGAUGGAAGUCAGAGCGUGAAAAGACCGUCUACAAUACCGCUCAGCUGAAAGAAAAACUCUCAAGUUCUAACAAGGAUCUUCUUCCUGAAAUUGAGACUGCGAGACAGGCUUUGAUCGAGGGUCUUGCGGAUUUCGAUGAGGCUAUCAUGGAUGAGUUCCUCGCUGAGAACGAGAAUAUCGAUGCGGCUUUGAUCAAGCAAGCUAUCCGAAGAGUUAUUCGAGACGGUGACGGCCGUGUCAUUCCUGUGUUUGCAGGAUCUAGUUUCCGUCACAUUGGUGUUGAGCCAUUGAUGGAUGCUGUCACAGAUUAUCUACCAAGUCCAGAUGAGCGCCCAUCCGCAGAAGUUCGCGUUGGCUCAGCAAAACACCGUUUGAUCGAGGUGCUCGAAAACAGUUCCAAGACAGCCAGAAGUCAGGUUGCCUCGAUUGCUUCAGUUUUCAAGGUCUUCAACCACCCUAAGGAGGGUGUCAUCAGUUUUGUGCGAGUUUACCACGGCACUCUUACUAAAAACGCAGCGAGUUUCAACACCAAUAUCUUGAACAACGAAAAGCCUAUGGGAAUCCUUCAAGUUUCAGCAAACAUGACGCAGGAUAUUCAGACACUGGGGGUUGGUCAGAUCGGAGCUUUGAGAGGCUUGAAGAAAGCUCGAACAGGUGAUACACUCAUCACAAUGAACGGAAACAAGCCUAUUCCUGAAUCUUUCCGUCAUGUCAAGAUUCGACCACCAGAGAUCCCACCACCCGUUGCAUUCUUGCAAGUCGAGCCUUAUGGUAACGUUGCUGCCCAGCAACUCCAGAUUGCGCUUGAGAACACUACAAGAGAAGAUCCCAGUCUCCGGUACAGCCGGGACCCAAAGACCGAACAGUUUACUAUACAAGGUAUGGGCAAACUUCAUCUCGACGUGUCACUUUACAACAUGAAGCAAAAGUACAAGAUCGAUGCCGACUUCGGUCCUAUCGAGGUUGAUUACAAGGAAUGCGUCACAGAGCCUACGAGGCCACAAUACACAGUCUUUGACCGUCCUGUCGCAAGCAAGUCCGGCAAAGUAUCAUGCACCGUUGUCCUGGAGCCACUUGAGGAGCACCAUCGAGAGACUUUACUAGAAUCCAGCAUUGAGCGAGACGGAAACAUAUACCACGUCGCCAUUCCCUUGCCGGGAGAGAAUACCACUCUGAACUUUGACCCUGAAGAGGCGAGAGCGCAGCUUCUCAACGGUGCUAUUGCAGGUCUUGCGAGGGGUCCUCGUCGUGCAGCUCCCGUUCACGGGUGCCACGUUACCAUCACACUAGACACAGAACCUGGAGCAUGCGAGACACCUACCGGCGGCCACUUCAGCAGUGCAUCCAGGACGGCAGUGCAAGCCGCUCUCCGGGACGCAUUCGAGAAGGAGCAGAUUGGCGUUCUGGAACCUAUCAUGCUUGUCAACAUCACCUGUCCAGAGGUUGUAGCCGGCGCGGUGCAACACGACGUUACAGCCGGCGCAGGAGGACAUGUUUUGGAGGUCAACGACAGAUCUGCGGAGUCUACAGGUGAAGAUCAUAUUGAUGUGUCCAAGAUCUACACUCCUCCUGAUCCGUACGAUUCUAUUACUUCUUUGAGGGGUAAGAAGUCUUCGGCGAGGGUGGUUGAGAUUAUUGCAAAGGUUCCGUAUAAGGAGAUGUUGGACUAUGAUAAUCAUUUGAGGAGUAAGACUGCGGGACGGCACUCGAUGACCAUGUUCUUUGACUCUUUUGCUAAAGUUGUUGGACAUCGUGAGAAGAGUCUGUAG
Molecule: messenger RNA, 2361 nt
Organism: Fusarium coffeatum
Lineage: Eukaryota; Fungi; Ascomycota; Sordariomycetes; Hypocreales; Nectriaceae
Exons: 3
Coding region: 1-2361 (786 amino acids)
Biological process (GO): mitochondrial translation; ribosome disassembly
Cellular component (GO): mitochondrion
Molecular function (GO): GTP binding; GTPase activity
Source: RefSeq, a predicted model, not a curated record